AUGCUAAUUUGGUCAAAUGCAGAGGCCAGUUACAACUUUAAAGAGCUGGGUCAGCUGGUGGCCCCCUGGGGUGUGGGGCUGUUCGAGGUGGCAGUGGACGGCCAGGACGCUAACGUGACACAGGCGCAGCUCUCCCGGGUGGUCGACGAGGCUCGGCGGCUGCGGCAGGUGUCAUGGUGCGUGACGGUGGUGGUGGUGAGCGACGACCCACCCUUCCUCGCCGCCUUCGCCGAGUGGUCCCUCAAGGGCCGCCUCCUGGUGUGGUCGACGAGGCUUCUUGUUGUCACCCGCCUGCCUCUUUCGGAGCUCCAACACCUACAUAACUUAUUUUCUAUGACUAACUCCAUGUUACUCAGUGUGGGGAAAAAUAUACCAUCAUUGAGGUGUGUAUUGUAUGCUAAAAUGCCAUUCACUCAACCCAAUUCUCAGCCAUUGCGAGUUGCAUUGUGGACGUACGAAGAAGAUUUGACAUUCAGGAGCCAUAUACCGCUUUUCCCUGAUAAGUUUUCAAAGUUUUCACAUCGACCAACAUUUAUUGUCCCGAUGAUCGAGGGAGGACUGACAACAUCUGUUUGGCAGGAGAGUGAAAGUGAACCUGGUGGGAAGAACCUAAUCUUCCUGGGACCUUUGACACGGGUACUGGAUUAUGUCUCCCAGGGCUUGAAUUUUUCAUAUAAAUAUGUGCGUCCUGCUGAUGGCUCCAGUGGCUCCAGGCAGAAAGAUGAGUCCUGGUCUGGGAUGGUGGGCAUGGUGGUGAGGCAGGAGGCACACUUUUGUGUUGGCCCCCUGACUGUGACCACCAGCCGUACUGAAGUGGUGGACUUUACAUCGUCACUGGAAUUACGCUAUCUCAAUAUCCUAGCUGGUCGCGGGCGAACAGAGUUAGACCCGUGGGGUUUCCUGCUGCCAUUCUCCCAGUUAGUGUGGGCGGCAAUCCUGACGGCGCUUCUGGUGCUGCUGGUAGCUACGUCCUUCUUGCCUUCUUGCCUUACCUACGUGACUGCAUGGAGCAGAAACAGAGUUGAAGAACCUUUUGUAUAUAUACGAUUGCUUCUAAAUCAGGACUCUCCUCUGGCAUCGGAGUGGUGGUGGGAGCGACUUUUGUUGGCGGUGUGGAUGUUGACGACUCUGGUGUUAAAACAAAGCUACUCUGGUAACCUCAUAUCCCACUUGGCGGUGAGAUAUAUCCCGGAACCUUACCAGACCCUGCGGGAAGUGGUGGAUGACUCGUCGGCCAGCGUGAUAUGGCCGCGGGAUUCAUCAAUUGAACAAUAUAUUCGUGGAAGAAGGUUUAGGACAAACUCCUGGACAACACUCACAGCCCAGACCACCUACGCGGGGAAGACAUCAACGGGGGGCGACCCCACGCUUGGUGGCUGCAUGGAGUCUGCCCGCACUACUGCACCCAGCUCACAUCGAGCGCAAGUGACCUUGGUCAUAUACAUGGACGACUCCAAGCUGUAUGGAGACCUAAAGAUCACUUUCGCCGAUUGUGGCCAACCCGUAAAACUGUCGGAGUACACCUCUAUCAACGGCAUUCCAGUGAGACCGACAUUCCACCAGUACGACAACCUGAAGCUGGGAGUGAUCUCCCACGCCGAAAUUGAACACCUGAACCGAGACGAGAUUAACAAACUUUUCCUGGAUCAGCUCCACUCUGUCAAGAAGCUGUCCGAAACGACGACUCUGGUCGGACACCAAGAAUCUCUGCCCCCGGAAGUCCAACUGGCCUGGGAAACCGUCCAAGUCACGCCCUACUGUCGACCCAAGCGUUGCUUCAAAUGCCAGAACUACGGACACACCAUCAACAAGUGCAAGGCCAGGAGGAUUUAUGAUCCCUGUGCGGUGCCUCCGAGCACCGCUACACCUCCUGUCCCAACACCGAGAAAAAGUGCUCUGCCUGCGGCAGCCCACACUCCUCUGCCGAACGUACCUGUCCUAAGUGGAAGGAGGAGUGCAGGGUAG
Molecule: messenger RNA, 1965 nt
Organism: Homarus americanus (American lobster)
Lineage: Eukaryota; Metazoa; Arthropoda; Malacostraca; Decapoda; Nephropidae
Exons: 10
Coding region: 1-1965 (654 amino acids)
Cellular component (GO): membrane
Molecular function (GO): glutamate-gated receptor activity
Source: RefSeq, a predicted model, not a curated record